AUGGCGUACGCAACUUGUUCUCAAGGUGAGAGGUUAGAAAUGGCAAGUAAAAACCCAGGUGACCCAUCCAAUUCCGAUAUAAUGAACUUACUUAAAGACUUUAUCCAAAAACAACAAGUGAGAGAAGAUGAUUUAAAUAAAUCAAUUAACUACUGUCAUGAGAAACUAGACGCCAACAGUGAUGAAUUAAACAAAAUUAACCUACGUCUUAACGCUUACUCCGAUUCGCUUGAGCAGCUCAAAAAUGAAAACUGUAAUUUGCGCAAAAAUCUUUCCUCUUGCGUUUUUGAGAUAGAUAAGCUAGAACAAUACACACGGCGCAACACUAUCGAGAUACAUGGUGUACCCCUCGUUAAAGGAGAAGACGUCUAUGGAUUAGUACAGCAAAUAGGGACAGCCCUAUCCAUGCAUAUUCCUAAGAAUGCUAUCGACAUCUGUCACAGACUCCCCACUAGAUCGUCUAACACGUCCCAGCCGAUAAUUUGCAAAUUUGUGAACCGAUACACCAAAGAUGACUUAAUAAUCAAACGCAAGGUAAUGCGGAAUUUAUCAGCUAUAGAUAUUGGAUUCACCGUUGCUGAUGUAAUAUACAUCAACGAAAAUCUUACUCCGAAACGUCGUCAACUUCUGUAUAAAAUGCGACAGUUACAAAAAGAUCUAAAAUUUAAGUUUCUGUGGACUAAAAACGGAAACAUUUAUGCGAGAAAGGACGAAAAGUGCCCAGUUGCGGAAAUCACGUCGGAUAGUGACAUCGCUCGCGUUAAAUCUGGUGCGCUUUAA
Molecule: messenger RNA, 780 nt
Organism: Photinus pyralis (common eastern firefly)
Lineage: Eukaryota; Metazoa; Arthropoda; Insecta; Coleoptera; Lampyridae
Exons: 1
Coding region: 1-780 (259 amino acids)
Source: RefSeq, a predicted model, not a curated record